AUGUUGAUUCUAUUGAGGAAUUGUGUUAUCCCUCCUGCUCUGGUUCGUCAGAGGGCCACUUCUGUGGUCGGACUGCACAGAUUUUUCAGUUCCCGGAGUGGACUUUUGCAGAGGAUCGAACAAAAUGCUGCUGCUGAUGGGGAAACGGGGUUUGUAUCGCCACAGAUGUUGAAGAUUAUUCCAAAUGAUACGGAUAUUGCAACAUUGGAGAAACAGGAUGAACUGAUUAGAAGGAGGAGGAAAUUGUCGAAGGAAAUUACACAGAUGAAGAAAUUGAAACCAGUUUCGCCAGGUUUAAGAUGGUGGAGAACACCUAUCUAUCCGUAUUUGUACAAGGGAAGACCCGUGAGAGCUCUGACGGAGGCCAAGAGGGGUAAAGGUGGUAGAAAUCAUUCUGGUAGAAUUACUGUGCGUCAUAGAGGUGGUGGACAUAAGAGACGUAUUAGAUUAGUGGAUUUUACACGUACGGAUCCGGGUCAACAAACUGUGCAAAGGAUUGAGUACGACCCUGGUAGAACUUCUCACAUUGCUUUGCUGAAGAAUAACCAGACGGGGAAACUAUCGUAUAUUAUCGCAUGUGAUGGUUUGAGAGCUGGAGAUGUUGUCGAAUCUUACAGACAAGGUAUUCCUGAAGAUUUGUUACGUGAAAUGGGUGGUAAAGUUGAUCCUGCUAUUCUGAGUGUGAGGACUGCGCAAAGGGGUAACUGCCUGCCAAUCUCCAUGAUUCCUAUUGGUAGUAUUGUCCACAACGUCGGUAUCACUCCUGUUGGGCCUGCCAAAUUUUGCCGUGCAGCUGGUACUUAUGCUCGUAUUAUUUCCAAGACUCCAGAAAAGAAGAAAGCUAUUGUGCGUUUGCAAAGUGGUGAACAUCGUUAUGUGUCGCUAGAAGCAUGUGCCACUAUCGGUAUAGUCUCCAAUAUUGACCACCAAAACAGAUCUCUGGGUAAAGCUGGUAGAUCUAGAUGGCUCGGUAUCAGACCCACCGUGAGAGGUGUGGCCAUGAAUAAAUGUGACCAUCCUCACGGUGGUGGUCGUGGUAAAUCUAAGUCCAAGAAAUUGUCCAUGUCUCCAUGGGGUCAAUUAGCCAAGGGUUUCAAGACUAGAAGGGGUAAGAAUCAGAAUAGAAUGAAGGUUAGGGAUAGACCAAGAGGUAAAGACGCUAGAAAAUGA
Messenger RNA from Torulaspora delbrueckii, 1170 nucleotides. It is a transcript of the gene RML2, whose product is annotated as mitochondrial 54S ribosomal protein uL2m. Lineage: Eukaryota; Fungi; Ascomycota; Saccharomycetes; Saccharomycetales; Saccharomycetaceae. Gene Ontology annotation, biological process: cytoplasmic translation. Gene Ontology annotation, cellular component: large ribosomal subunit; ribosome. The transcript has a single exon. Gene Ontology annotation, molecular function: structural constituent of ribosome; transferase activity; RNA binding. The record is from RefSeq and is a predicted model, not a curated record. Bases 1 to 1170 code for a protein of 389 amino acids.